Cuscuta europaea is the source of this 1261-nucleotide messenger RNA. Lineage: Eukaryota; Viridiplantae; Streptophyta; Magnoliopsida; Solanales; Convolvulaceae. The record is from the annotation of a GenBank genome assembly.
AAAAUGAUCAAUAGUACUACUCAUAUCAAUAAUGUGUAUCUUCUUUUAAGAGAGUUCAUCAUAAGUAAGCUUGCUUGCAUGGAAGCAACUUGGAAUUGUCUCAGAGUUCUUGAAAGUAUUAAAGUGAGGACAAAGUGUGUGAUAAAAUGUUUGUAUUGGUUUAUAAAGAUGUACCAGAGUUCUUGAGAGUUCCUAUAAAGACAUUGGAAGAGUAACAAUGUUGACCCUGCGAGGCCGGGAGUCACAAUCACUGGCCGCCGCCACCCAACGACACCCCACUUAGAAACACCAUCGACUGUGUGACACCUCUGUUAGUGUCUGCCCAGCUAGUGACACUGCCACCCUAAAACCCGAAUGACUCUACCGCUCAAAUCCAUAGUAAACCCUGACGCCCCUAGUGACCAACCGUAGUCAGUGAAACUCACCUUUGUGACACAUGUCUCGUGGCUUUGACUGGAAUAAUAAAAAACAUGGCAACACGGAUAGUGAUAAUGAACUCAGCCGUGCAAAGUGACUCCCAUUACCUCCGCUGGACACCGCCUCCAGCAGCCACCGACUCCGGCUAACGACUGCAACCACCACACCCAAGCCCCUGCCUCACCCCAACCUCCUCCCCUAUGUCACCCCAGCCCCUGCCUAACCCAACCCCCUCCACUGCGUCACCCCAGCCCUCUGCCUCACCAGCCCCUUUUCCACAGCCCCCAGCCCCAGCGGACAGCCACACAGACUCUUCUCUAUCAGGCCAGCCCACCUCCAUAGCUGCCCACCACACUCACCCAGAUCUGAAACCACGCAGUGACGGCCAAGCGGCAGAGGAAGAGGCGGUCCGGCUGUUCAGGCCCCUCUCUGACUUCGAGGGCGGUGGAUCCGGCAGAUCCGAUUCGUCGUCCAUCGACGUUGGCGGAUCCGGAACCGGCAUCGGUCAAUUGAUUUCGAACGGGAGGCGAUAGAAGAGAUGAAGAAGAAGAGAAGAACCGAAACCCUUGCCGCGUUCGCCCUCCAUUCACAGCGAGAUUCGUUCAUCGACGAAGAAGAAAGGCGAAGAAGAGAAUCGAAAUUGAGACGAGCGGCAUCUGCUGGUGGAGCCGGCGAGCUAUGUCAUCUUUGACGAAGCUCUGGUGGAUGCGUCGGUCUGGAGAGGGAAGAAGACCCGGGAUGCGUAUAUCUGGGCGACUUGGUCUCUUCUCACGCGAUGGAGAAGACCUGGGAUGCGGGUCAGUUUUUAGGGGAAAUUAAAGUGGUCAUAUUUUUUGAAUUAAAA